Molecule: messenger RNA, 1620 nt
Organism: Triplophysa dalaica
Lineage: Eukaryota; Metazoa; Chordata; Actinopteri; Cypriniformes; Nemacheilidae
Product: histone H2B
Exons: 1
Coding region: 451-825 (124 amino acids)
Cellular component (GO): nucleosome
Molecular function (GO): structural constituent of chromatin; protein heterodimerization activity; DNA binding
Source: RefSeq, a predicted model, not a curated record
AAGCUUACUGUUAGCAGUAAUUUUGAUAAAGAUUGCAUGCAACGUUUCCUUGCAUUCACUUGAUAAAUGCUUCAAAGGAAAAUAAAGAUCAGAACAACACCAGCAAAGUAUCAACAUUUAAAAUUAAACGAUUCGUUGCCUUCGUAGUUUAGUAAAAAGCUCAUCAGUUGUAUUGCAAAACGAUAAAUGGAAAAAGUGCGGGAAACCAAGACACCGGACGCCAAGGGGUGUGUUCUAAAAUGAGGCGAUGGGUGUGGCUACUGAUUUAAAGACUUUGAAUGGCUCUUUAAGGUGUCCGCUUAUCCAAUGAAAUCGAUUAUCGUUCGUGGGCGUACCGAGACAAGCAAUCAGAAUGUGAGAUCAUGCUCUUUGUUAAUUUGCAUGGGGAGAUAAUAAAUACUGGAUGUCUAACACCGUUUCAUUCAUGCAUUCGUGACUUCUGAGUAAAUCAUGCCUGAACCAGCGAAGUCAGCGCCCAAGAAGGGCUCAAAGAAAGCCGUUGUCAAGACCGCUGUAAAGGGAGGAAAGAAGCGUAGAAAGUCCAGGAAGGAGAGCUACGCCAUCUACGUGUACAAAGUCCUGAAGCAGGUUCAUCCCGACACCGGCAUUUCUUCUAAGGCCAUGGGCAUCAUGAACUCUUUCGUCAACGACAUCUUUGAGCGCAUCGCCGGUGAGUCUUCUCGUCUCGCUCACUACAACAAGCGCUCCACCAUCACAUCCAGAGAGAUCCAGACCGCCGUUCGUCUCCUGCUGCCCGGUGAGCUGGCCAAGCACGCCGUAUCUGAGGGAACUAAGGCCGUCACAAAGUACACCAGCUCCAAGUAAACUCCCGCUUGUAGCUGUUAACACCCCAAAGGCUCUUUUAAGAGCCGCCCACUCUCUCGGUAAAGCGCUUCCAUUAAAGUGAAACCUGGUCUCUAAUUGCGUGUUUUAGUUCAACUUUCACAUAACCAGAAUGUGAAUUUUCAGUGGGUUGCUGUUUGACGCUCAGGUUGUUGAUGCCGGCUGCGGCGCGCGUUUGCCUACAUAAAUAUUGCCUUUUAGAAGUUGCUAAGCGGUCAUGUUUGUUAAAAUGUUUUGUAUUUUGGCAUGGCUAUUUUGACGAGGCAGGCGAGGUCGCGUUCACUUAUCUUAGUUUUAGUGUGGGACUUAGGCCUAUGCAUAACUGCAUUAUGCGAGUGAUUUUUAUUUAUUUUUACGAAUAAUAAAUAACUCCGUUAACUCUUAGCCUUAAUCAUGCGUGCGUGUUGAUCUUUCUCUAACAGAUUACUCGGAUCAUUAGAAUCAAGUCAGUUAGAGAUAACAAAAGUUGACUCAAAACAUGGCGCGUCAGCGUUUAGAAACUAUGCCGCCUGAAGCCGCAGGCAUCAGAUGCUCUUCAAUAUUAGCUACUUUUAUAUCCAGAUUAAAAACAAUUAGUCGUGCAUUUGUCUUUUUCCUUCAGUUGCACACUUGAUUUCCUAUUUACUGUUAUUUUCAAUUCUUAAGUAUGUGUGAUUUAAAAGAAUUAACGCUUUUUGAAGAUUUCUUUUGCAUCAUGUAUCCUUUUUUUGUAUUUUUUAUAUAAAUCACCGUUACCUGUUUGAAAUGUGAUAUAUAAAUAAACUUGCUUUGCCUGUA